This is a messenger RNA of Baudoinia panamericana UAMH 10762, 2198 nucleotides long. RefSeq lists its product as uncharacterized. Gene Ontology annotation, molecular function: dipeptidyl-peptidase activity. Bases 196 to 1989 code for a protein of 597 amino acids. The transcript is spliced from 4 exons. NCBI's taxonomy places the organism in Eukaryota, Fungi, Ascomycota, Dothideomycetes, Mycosphaerellales, Teratosphaeriaceae. The record is from RefSeq and is a predicted model, not a curated record.
UAUACAUUCGCGUGGUCCCGAGCCCGACUUCGUCCUAUCGUGAUCCUCAACCGAUAGUGUGUAUGGGACUACAGUGGUAUCUGCCAACGGAAUUCAGGAUGACCAAGAUACUAAUCGACAGGAACUGCCUCGCCGCACGAGUCUCCUCGCUGGCUGCACCACUCAUACCGCAGGCCAAGCAACAGGACCGGAGCAAUGCCUAACGAAAUACGAGACAUUCACACGGUCGACACUACUUCCUACCCGUACAUCUUCGAGCAGAACGUCAGUGUACCUCUGAGGUCCGGGCAAGGAUUGCUUCGAUGCAACAUCUACAGGCCGCAGUUGAGUGGCGACCUGGCCAAGCAUCCGGUGAUUGUCACUUACGGCCCGUACGGCAAGGAUAUACAUUAUGGGAUAUUUAACCCGAAGUCGUAUGCUGAGGUCAAUGUUGAGCAUCAUUCGCCACACUCCGCAUGGGAGACUCCUGAUCCCGGCUACUGGACUCGAAAUGGCUAUAUUGUCAUACGAGCAGACGAAAGAGGUCUUGGCCAAUCUCCGGGUCUCCUUGACACCAUGUCACGUGGGACAAGCGAGGCUUUCUUCGACUUAGUUGAGUGGGCGGCAGAACAGCCUUGGUCCUCGGGAAAGGUCGGGCUACUCGGGAUAAGCUACUACGGCGGAAGUCAAUGGCGUGUAGCUGCUCGUCAGCCUAAGGGACUUUGCGCUAUUGUUCCUUGGGAAGGUAUGUCAGACUAUUACAGAGAUCGAUGUAGGCAAGGUGGCAUUCUAUCGAAUGGCUUCAUCAAGUUUUGGUGGGACAGACAGGUUAUCACCAAUCAGUACGGACGAGCCGGAAGAGCAGCACGUAACUGGGGCCCCGACACGAUUGAAGGUGACCUGAACGAAGCUGAGCUGGAGGCCAAUCGAAGAGAUCAGACUUCUGACAAUGCAGCCUCACAAUACCGGGACCACGCAUACUAUGCCUCGAAGGAGUAUCACAUGGGAGAUAUCCAGGUACCGCUUUUGAGCGUCGCCAAUUGGGGAGGAAUCUGCCUCCACCUACGUGGAAACGUAGAGGGCUGGAGGUGGGCUGGUUCCGACCUGAAGUAUUUGCGCUUUAUCACAGGCAGGCACGAUCUACCGUUCUAUUACCCUCAAGAGGCAGAGCUUCAGCGGAGCUUCCUUGACGCCUUCCUCAAAGGCGAGGAUCGAGAAGGGUGGAGUGUGAAAGGCAGAGUACCGCCUGUGAGCGUUGUUCUGCGCAAGGGCGACAUCGGUUACAACAAUGCCGAAGCAGAAAAAUCGUACAACAGACGUGACGAAAACGAGUGGCCGAUUGCGAGAACGCAGUAUACCAAGUCUUAUCUGACACCGGAUAUGAGGCUCUCGGAGCAUCCGCUGGCCGGCCAGCCUUCCAAGCUGACUUACGACGCUCUCGGCUCCAUAGGCGAACCUCAUGCUCUUAGAUUCGAGUCUCAACCGUACGCAACCCAGACGGAAGUAACGGGCCACAUCGUCGCUCAUCUGAACGUGUCAGUCAGCCCCUCUCCAGCCCUUCCUACGGUUCCUAUGGACCUAGACGUCUUCCUAACUCUGCGGCACUUCUCACCGGAAGGCAAGGAGAUCUUCUAUACCGGCACUGCUGGUGAUCCGGUUCCAUUAACCAAAGGAUGGCUGCGACUCAGUCUAAGGAAGACAGAUCCAGAUCACUACAAGCACCGCCCGUGGCUACCCCAGCGGAACUACACCAGCUCCGACGUCCUGCCAGUCAUUCCGGGAGAAGUCUACGCUGUUGAUGUCGAGAUCUGGCCUACCAAUGUGGUGGUAGAGGAGGGAGGGAAACUGAUUUUAGAAGUGGCUUCUGGUGACACUCAAGGCUGUGGCGUUUUCGUCCAUGACAGCGCUGCGGACAGAGCUCCUGACAAGUUUGCUGGGUUGAAUCACAUCCAUUUUGGCGCUGGGAUGGACAACUACGUUACGCUGCCGAUCAUACCAUCUGAAGUGUAGAAGCAGGAUACGAGAGAAGGGCAAUAAUGAGAUGCAAUUCCGCAUAGUAUUACCACUCGCCUCCUAUUCUGUACUUGAAAAUGUUGGGAUUGAGCCGGCCUCCUGUCGCCACCCAAAGUCGGUUGGCUGCCUGCAUUGGACAACUUCGUUAGCGGCCAAUGGAACAAUCGCGGCAUCGCUACGAGCUUACUCACAACGUUCAUCUCCAG